CGGCAUAGUUGUUAUCAGUUUACUGCAGCAUAGGAAUGUAGAGAAUCGCUACGCAAAAUUGUUUGUGAGAAAAAAUUCGAAAUAAGUGAAAAUUUUAAACACGGAAACAUGUCCAAGAGUACGAAGAAACAGUUGCCUACACUCAACGCCAUGUUCACAUCAUACGCUAAAUUUCGCCCAGCUCUUAACACAUUCGAAGGAGACGGCGAACGGAUAUUGUUGUCCCAAAGCGAUGCGUGGAUGCAACAAGCAGGAUUGAUCGGAGUGAAAAAAUUCUUCACCCUCACCGAAACUGCCGUUAUAUUUUUCACCUUCGGAAAGUCCACGUUGGACUUCAAUGAGUAUCAACAGUUCUUGGAAAAGUUGUGUGACAGCAAAAAGCUAGGUCUGAAGGAGGUCUGUCACAGUUUGGUGAGUUGUGGUCCUCCGGGAGCAUACUCUUGACGAUUCAGCAGCCAAACGUUGAUUGCGUAUUUGGAUCAUAUCAUCGAUGAUUAGUAUUGGUCGAUGAACGGAAAAUCAAGAAGAAAUCUUAAGCAAUUCUAGCAAUACAUGUGUUGUACUGAUCUA
Toxorhynchites rutilus septentrionalis is the source of this 570-nucleotide messenger RNA. RefSeq lists its product as uncharacterized. Gene Ontology annotation, molecular function: tubulin binding. The transcript has 2 exons. Bases 109 to 444 code for a protein of 111 amino acids. The record is from RefSeq and is a predicted model, not a curated record. Lineage: Eukaryota; Metazoa; Arthropoda; Insecta; Diptera; Culicidae. Gene Ontology annotation, biological process: microtubule polymerization.